UGGUGGUUUCCAUAUAUUUGUUUUUUUACGUAAUCGCGGAUAAUAAUUGCCCAAAUGGAAAUGGGUAUUGAAUCAAUUACUUUAUAUGCCGACAAUGACUUUGUGGAAUUGGGUAUCAUCACUCAUAUUAUUGGCUUUUGCUUUGUUCUACUAUUCUCACACGAACCCAUCUCCUCCUUCUCUCAUGGCUGAAGAAACCUCCAAAUCCAUCUACGAUUUCACCGUCAAGGACAUCCGUGGAAAUGAUGUGAGUCUCGGUCAAUACAGUGGGAAGGUUCUACUGAUUGUGAAUGUUGCCUCACAAUGUGGUUUGACACAAACAAAUUACAAAGAAUUGAAUGUACUGUACGAGAAGUACAAGAAUCAAGGGCUUGAAAUCUUGGCAUUUCCAUGCAACCAGUUUGCUGGACAGGAACCAGGAUCCAGUGAAGAAAUUCAGGAUGUUGUAUGCACUAGGUUCAAAGCUGAAUUUCCUGUCUUUGAUAAGGUUGAAGUUAAUGGCAAGAAUGCAGAACCACUUUACAAGUUUUUGAAGGAUCAGAAGGGGGGAAUAUUUGGAGAUGGUAUCAAGUGGAACUUCACCAAGUUCUUAAUAAACAAAGAGGGAAAGGUUGUGGACAGAUAUGCUCCUACCACCUCGCCUCUGAAAAUUGAGAAAGACAUUGAGAAGGUCUUACAAUCUUCUUGAGUGCAAAUAUUUGAUUCUAUGCAGUAUGGUAUGAUGCAGAGGAAAUAGUCAAUCUGUCUGGUGCUUUCAAAGGACAAGUAGCUUCUUAAAGCAAGUGAUAUGUUUCGCUGGUUAAUUUAUGGCUGAAAAAUUCUUAUUAUUUCUCGUGCAUUUUUUUUUUUUUGGGUACAGAUAGGGGCAGAGCCCCAUUUUCUCGUGCAUUUGGAUUAUGCAAUAAGUAUAGUUUGUUGUUCUCAAAUCUCCCUCUCUUACCGAAACAAUAAAAUAAUGUAUUUGGAUGCA
Messenger RNA from Gastrolobium bilobum, 970 nucleotides. Its product is annotated as probable glutathione peroxidase 2. Gene Ontology annotation, biological process: response to oxidative stress. The transcript is spliced from 7 exons. NCBI's taxonomy places the organism in Eukaryota, Viridiplantae, Streptophyta, Magnoliopsida, Fabales, Fabaceae. The coding region runs from base 86 to 688 and encodes 200 amino acids. Gene Ontology annotation, molecular function: glutathione peroxidase activity. Gene Ontology annotation, cellular component: cytosol. The record is from RefSeq and is a predicted model, not a curated record.